This is a messenger RNA of Capsella rubella, 1059 nucleotides long. RefSeq names its product WAT1-related protein At3g28130. Bases 1 to 1059 code for a protein of 352 amino acids. The record is from RefSeq and is a predicted model, not a curated record. Gene Ontology annotation, molecular function: transmembrane transporter activity. NCBI's taxonomy places the organism in Eukaryota, Viridiplantae, Streptophyta, Magnoliopsida, Brassicales, Brassicaceae. Gene Ontology annotation, cellular component: plasma membrane. The transcript has 8 exons.
AUGGCCUCCGUUAGUCUCCACCGGAGAGACGCCAUGUUAAUGACGGCAAUGUUGGCUACCGAAACCGGAAACGUUGCGAUGAAUACUCUAUUCAAAGCAGCAACUUCAAAAGGACUUAGUUCUUAUACCUACCUAAUCUAUUCUUAUCUCAUUGGCUCUUUUGUUCUUCUUGUUCCUUACAUCUUCUAUUACAUGAAAUCAAGAUCACUUCCUCCACUAAGCUUCUCAAUACUUUGUAAAAUAGGAGUUCUUGGGUUGCUAGGAUCAACGUAUCUAAUCAUAGGAUUCAUUGGCAUCGAAUACAGCAGCCCAACCUUAGCUUCAGCCAUUAGCAAUAUCAAUCCUGCUAUUACCUUUAUCCUCGCCAUUAUCUUCAGAAUGGAGAAAGCAUCUUUCAAUGAAAGGAGUAGUGUAGCCAAAAUAGUUGGGACAAUAGUUUCACUAGUUGGUGCACUUGUGGUGGUUCUCUACCAUGGCCACCGCCUCUUCGCCCCGUCUUCUCCGUCGUUUCCACAACUCCGUCAGCUUCUUCCGCCGUUAGCAUCCUCAAACUCCGAUUGGAUCAUCGGUGGUUGUCUUUUAGCCAUCAAGGACACACUUAUUCCUGUUGCCUUCAUACUUCAAGCACACAUAAUGAAGACAUAUCCAGAACCAGUUACUGUCUCUUUCGUCUAUUUUCUUAUUGCUUCAAUCUUCACGCCAUUGUUCGGAAUCGUAGCAGAAAAGAACAAUCCGAGCUUAUGGAUUAUUCAUUUUGACAUUACAAUGGUUUGCAUAGUUGUUGGGGGGAUAUUUAAUUCAGGAUAUUACACGAUUCAUCUUUGGGCUGUAUGUAACAAAGGACCUGUUUACUUAGCUAUAUUCAGACCUUUAUCGAUCUUAAUAGCAGUGAUUAUGGGAGCGAUUUUUCUUGGUGAUUCUUUUUACCUCGGAAGUUUGGUCGGAGGGAUUUUGAUAUCAUUAGGGUUUUACAGUGUUAUAUGGGGAAAGGCAGAAGAAGAGAAGACACAAUUUUUGUUGCUUUCAUCAGAAGAAGCUCAUCUUCUAAUAAAAACAUAA